UUCCGGGACUGAAACGUUCCGGUGUGGGGAAGGGCGAGGAAGGCGUCACGUGGGGUCGGGCCGCCCUCCUGGCUUACCUUCGGCGACGGUAACGGUUACCCGCCUCAGAAUUCUGUGGGCUGGCGAGCAUGCGUAUUUCUCGAUUCCCUCAUAUCCCCACUGUUGGGUAAGGAGGCUCUUUACGAUUUUUCAGUCAUUUGCCAUCUAUUUAUUGAGCACCUACUGUGUGUCACAUAAACACUGGGAAUGCUGCAGUGAAGGAAAAAAACCACGAAAAUGUCUGCGCUCUUGAAAUGUGCAUUCUAGUAGGGGAAACAGAUAAUCCUUAAAAUGCGUGAAAAAGAUAACGAAAGUGCUGUGGAGAAAUAAAAAGGUGCCUGACUGACAUCCUUCCCCUGGGGGAGCUGGUGUGGACGGAGGAGGGGGGCCCAGGGUUGGGAAGGUCAGUGAACAGAAGAGGCUCAGAGUCAAUCCAGAACGAAAGUACUAGCCUGCAGGAGCCAAGGAUCUUUAGCAGAUGUGCCUAAAAAACAGUGUGCUGGUCACCAUGACAACAGAGACAGGCCCGGAUUCUGAGGUGAAGAAGGCUCAGGAGGAGACCCCACAGCAGCCUGAGGCAGCCGCUGCGGCGACCACCCCUGUGACCCCUGCAGGCCACGGCCACCCCGAGGCCAACUCCAAUGAGAAGCACCCGCCCCAGCAGGACACUCGGCCUGCUGAACAGAGCCUAGACAUGGAGGAGAAGGGCUAUGGGGAGGCUGAUGGCCUGUCAGAGAGGACCACGCCCAGCAGAGCCCAGAAAUCACCCCAGAAGAUUGCCAAGAAGUACAAGAGUGCCAUCUGCCGAGUCACCCUGCUUGAUGCCUCUGAGUACGAGUGUGAGGUGGAGAAACAUGGCCGGGGCCAGGUGCUGUUUGACCUGGUCUGUGAGCACCUCAACCUCCUGGAGAAGGACUACUUCGGCCUGACCUUUUGUGACGCUGAUAGCCAGAAGAACUGGCUGGACCCCUCCAAGGAAAUCAAAAAGCAGAUUCGGAGCAGCCCCUGGAGUUUUGCCUUCACGGUCAAGUUCUACCCCCCUGAUCCUGCCCAGCUGACAGAAGACAUCACAAGAUACUACCUGUGCCUGCAGCUGCGGGCGGACAUCAUCACGGGCCGGCUGCCCUGCUCCUUCGUCACACAUGCCCUGCUGGGCUCCUACGCUGUGCAGGCUGAGCUGGGUGACUAUGAUGCUGAGGAGCACGUAGGCAACUAUGUCAGUGAGCUCCGUUUUGCCCCCAACCAGACCCGGGAGCUGGAGGAGAGGAUCAUGGAGCUGCACAAGACGUACAGGGGCAUGACUCCAGGAGAAGCAGAAAUCCACUUCUUAGAGAACGCCAAGAAGCUUUCCAUGUAUGGAGUAGACCUGCACCAUGCCAAGGACUCCGAGGGCAUUGACAUCAUGUUGGGAGUCUGUGCCAAUGGCCUGCUUAUCUACCGGGACCGGCUGAGAAUCAACCGCUUCGCCUGGCCCAAGAUUCUCAAGAUCUCCUAUAAGAGGAGUAACUUCUAUAUCAAGAUCCGGCCUGGGGAGUACGAGCAGUUUGAGAGCACAAUUGGCUUUAAACUCCCAAACCACCGGUCAGCCAAGAGGCUGUGGAAGGUCUGCAUCGAGCACCACACAUUCUUCCGGCUGGUGUCACCUGAGCCCCCACCCAAGGGCUUCCUGGUGAUGGGCUCCAAGUUCCGGUAUAGUGGGAGGACCCAGGCACAGACCCGCCAGGCCAGCGCCCUCAUUGAUCGGCCCGCGCCCUUCUUUGAGCGUUCCUCCAGCAAACGGUACACCAUGUCCCGCAGCCUUGAUGGAGCGGAGUUCUCCCGCCCAGCCUCGGUUAGUGAGAACCAUGACGCAGGACCCGAUGGUGACAAGCAAGAGGAGGAUGGCGAGUCUGGGGGUAGGCGGUCAGAGGCCGAGGAGGGAGAGGUCAGGACUCCCACCAAGAUCAAGGAACUAAAGUUCUUAGACAAGCCAGAAGAUGUCUUGCUCAAGCACCAGGCCAGCAUAAACGAGCUCAAGAGGACCCUGAAGGAACCCAACAGCAAACUGAUCCACCGGGAUCGAGACUGGGAACGGGAGCGCAGGCUGCCCUCCUCGCCCGCCUCCCCCUCCCCCAAGGGCACUCCUGAGAAAGCCAAUGAGAGAGCAGGGCUAAGGGAGGGCUCAGAGGAGAAGGUCAAACCGCCCCGUCCCAAGGCCCCAGAGAGUGACACGGGAGACGAGGACCAGGACCAGGAGAGGGAUGCGGUGUUCCUGAAAGACAGCCACCUGGCCAUUGAGCGUAAGUGCUCCAGCAUCACGGUCAGCUCCACAUCCAGCCUGGAGGCUGAGGUUGACUUCACAGUCAUUGGUGACUACCACGGCAGCGCCUUUGAAGACUUCUCCCGCAGCCUGCCUGAGCUCGACCGAGACAAAAGCGACUCCGAAACUGAGGGCCUGGUGUUCUCCCGGGAUCUCAGCAAGGGGGGCCCCAGCCAGGAAGACGAGUCUGGGGGCAUCGAGGAUAGCCCAGAUCGAGGGGCCUGCGCCACCCCAGAUAUGCCCCAGUUUGAGCCUGUGAAAACAGAAACCAUGACUGUCAGCAGCCUGGCCAUCAGAAAGAAGAUUGAGCCAGAGGCUGUACUGCAGACCAGAGUCACCACUGUGGACAGCACCCAGCAGGUUGAUGGGACUGCCCCAGGGGGAAAGGAGUCCAUAACAACUGCUCCCUCCAUCACCACGGAGACCAUAUCAACCACCAUGGAGAACAGUCUCAAGUCCGGGAAGGGGGCAGCUGCCAUGAUCCCAGGCCCACAGACGGUGGCCACGGAAAUCCGUUCUCUUUCUCCGAUCAUCGGGAAAGAUGUCCUCACCAGCACCUACGGCGCCACCGCGGAAACCCUCUCCACCUCCACCACCACCCAUGUUACCAAAACUGUGAAAGGGGGGUUUUCUGAGACGAGGAUCGAGAAGCGAAUCAUCAUCACUGGGGAUGAAGAUGUUGAUCAAGACCAGGCCCUGGCUUUGGCCAUCAAGGAGGCCAAACUGCAGCAUCCUGACAUGCUGGUAACCAAAGCUGUCGUAUACAGAGAAACAGACCCGUCCCCGGAGGAGAGGGACAGGAAGCCACAGGAAUCCUGACCUCUGUGAAGAGAUGCUGGCGUUUCUGGUCCAACCCAAGCCAGAGAACCGUCAAGAAGGGGCCUUCAUUCUGGAUUCUCCGACUCAACACCGAAGUCCCAGCUGUGACGUGCUGUCACCGAAGAGGGACUGGGAAAGGAAAAGCAUAUAUAUAUAGAUAUAUAUAGAUAUAGAUAUAUAUACAGGAAACACCGCGUCCUUGCACUGCUGCUGGGGCUGGCCGAGCCGUCGGCCAACAGCAACAACCAACAUCUGAACGCCUACAUUUCCUUUGCAGACACAUUGAAGAAUUGGUGGGACUUUUCAGGAAAAAAAAAAAAAUUAUGACAAUAAUCUCUUGCUCCCCCUGUCAAAGCCCCAUGGAACGCCAGAAGCAAGCCAGACCACAAUGAUUGUAGGAGUCCAACACGACCCUGGUUCUGCACGUUACACUGAGCGGACAAGCAUUCCAUUUGUCCUGCGGCGUGUUGCCCACUCCAAUGCAAAGGAAACACUUCUGCAGCAAAGCAAGAGAAGUCGCAGCAGCAAGACAGCCACCGUCAACCAUUUGCCGAGAAAGAAAGAAACCCACCCCCCCCAACCCCCACUCGGAAAGGAGGAAGAACACUGGAUUGUUAUUUUUUGGGUCUUGACACUGGGCUGCAAAAUCCACCUUCCUUUCUUCCACCUUCCCUCCCCCUGACUCACGUGUCUUAUGGUCAUUUCUGUCUCGGCUGUCUCCUCCCCCUCCCCCCCCUGCGUCCCCGCCCCCC
Molecule: messenger RNA, 3909 nt
Organism: Panthera uncia (snow leopard)
Lineage: Eukaryota; Metazoa; Chordata; Mammalia; Carnivora; Felidae
Gene: EPB41L1
Product: erythrocyte membrane protein band 4.1 like 1
Exons: 23
Coding region: 518-3157 (879 amino acids)
Biological process (GO): cortical actin cytoskeleton organization
Cellular component (GO): plasma membrane; cytoskeleton
Molecular function (GO): actin binding; structural molecule activity
Source: RefSeq, a predicted model, not a curated record